UCAAAGUUCACAAUGGCAACCAAAGCGUGUGUAGAAGUUUCAAAAGUGUUUGUUGUAAGCAAAAUUUCAAAUAUCGCGAGCUGCCUUAAGAAGUCAAUUGGUGACGUAAUAGUUCAGGAGCUUUCCUUUUCCACAUCCGAAAAUUGUAAGUUUCCUCUACUUCGCCACAUAGGGCCUUAUGAGUUGUCUAAAAGUGAAAGGUGUAAAUGGGGAGCUCUAAUUGUCAAUAUAUAAUUAACUUUAAAUUUAAAAUCUCUCAUUUUAACUGAGGGUCGUUGGUGUUUUUUUAAUGUGAUGAGAUUAAUGUUCUUGUUAAAAACAUUGAUUAUCACUAGGUUAGAUUAUAAAAGAUUGUACUGCUGCAAAUAUUAUAUAUAAUGUGGCUGUGCAGUUAAAAGAUUUCAAUUCCAAAUGUUGAUUGAAGUUCAAUCCACAGCAAAAACCUGGACAAGCAAAAAAAAAGAAAAACGCCAGCGCCAUAGGUGUAUGGCACUCGUUAACCUUGGAGGACAACCAAGAGAGAAGGCAAACUAUGAAUUCAAACCAAGAGAAGUGGUCCUAUUGACUCUCUGACAUUGACACAAUGAAAAUUCUGGCUUGUCCUGCGAGUGUCACAUGGCCAUGGCAUGCACAAAGAGCAGGGUGAAACACAAGAAAAACUGCUGGUCAUCCACUGCAUCCUAGCCAAUUUUCCAGACGUCUUGACAAACUUUUGCCAUUGGAUCAGAAUAUGAAAGGACGAGAAUGUGAGGCUGAUGAAUUCUGCAACUUUCCCCUCACUUUAAACAAAAUAUGGAGCAACUCAAGUCUUGUUCAUCUUUGCUUGAGAAGGAAGGAGAAUAUCAUUAUAUUUAAUGCAUGAAAAAUAUUUACUUUAUAUGGCCUAUGAAAUACCAAUUUUUUUACCAAGGCUUUCUAAUAAUUAUAAUUAUUUUUAGCUCUUUCUGAAGAGGGAUUGAAGAUUAUUCCUGAAAUUGAAUACCUAUUUGCCGACCCAUCUGUAAUUGGGCAAGUUCUUUCUGAUCCCGGAAAUAGUCUGAAAUGGGCACAAAGUACCUUUGCAGGUACCUAACUAAAUAAACUCAGCUAAUAGACAUACAUAUCAAUAAGCACAUGCUUCUACUUGGUUAAAUGCUAUAUGGUAAAAUAUUUAUACAAUAAUGAUGAGAGACUAAUCAAUACUUCAUCACAGUUUGAUCAUUACACUGAAAAGUCAGAAUCACAAUCUGAGGGUUUAAUUUCGUGUUGAUAUGUAAACAGAUUUUUUUAAACACAAGAAAAUAUUUUCAGUGGUUACAAGUUUUAAGGUUAUAAUAAAAUGUUGACAAUAAUGAUUUCAAGUACCAUUAUUGCUCUAUUUCAAUCAGUAUUUUUCUGACAAUUUUUUAAGGUGUGGAGCCAAUCAUCAAAGCAGUUAACAAAAUUGAGGUCCGUAACCAAUUUUUUUGUUUCGUUGAUAGUUAAAAAAGAUAUUCCCAAAUCUCAUUGUUGAUAGUUUUCAACAUUUAAAAUAACAUUAUUUCACACAUAUUAACCUUUUAUUUUUUUAUUGCCAUCAAUUCAGUAGAAUAAAAAUACAUUAGACAGUCCUGUAAUUAUUAUAAUUAUAAUACUGUUGUCCAAGUAAGAAUUAAAUUAUUAUUUGUUUCAGGAGAUUCCAAGUGCCAUAGUUUGUCGACAGACAGGUGGUUUUGGUCAGUCUAUGGGAGAAUAUGUCAUUGGUCAAAUAAUUGCAAGAGAACGAAAAUUUUCCUUCAUGAAUGACCUACAGCGACAGUCAUCUUAUGACGAGUAGGAACUUUAGUUUAGUGUUAUUGUUACAAAAGAAUGUUUGGGAUAAUUUUUUUAUUCUAAUAUCAUAUAUAAAAUUUCUCUUAUUAAAAAAAAACCACACCAAUAAGCUCACAUAUGAGGUUCAGCAGCAACCAGGAUUACAAACCGUUUCUAAAUUCACAGAACAAUAAAGUAUUUUAUUAAUUUCAUUAACCAAGAAGACAUUUCAGUUUGAUACAAGAAUAAAAUAUAUCUAUUUAAUUUGUGAAAUAAUUUUUAUAGACACUUUACUAGACUAUGCUUUUUGUUUCUCAGAGCAAUCAAUAUUGUUUAUAAAAGUUUUAAAUAUGGAUCAAAACAUUUUAAAAAUAUUUCAGAAUGUUUUAUCUGUAACAAAAAUGAAUCUUAUAAUUUUUGUUACAGUUACAGAUCUGAUUUAAUAAGCUACCGAAAUCUUGAUACCCUUUCUAUUGGAAUUUUAGGUCUAGGGACCAUAGGGGCUGAAGGUUUGUUUUAGUAAAUGAAAAAUUUAAGAACCAUUUCACAAUUAUUUCAUCUAUGAAACAAACCAAUAAUAUAGAUAGAAUUUUAAAAAUGUGAUUUAAAAACUUUAAUUUAAGUGAAAGGAGAAUAGUUCCAGUAGAUAAACUAUUUUGAAUGUAAAAUUUUGGCAGUGUCCAAUAAAUUAAAUUAAUUCUUGCUUCUCAAGACUGAAACUGUUUUAAAAGCAUGAAUUGUAGCGUAAUAUAAACAAAAGUUCUUUACAAUGUCAUGUGUUUUAUCUCAUGUUCAGUUGCUCGACAGUGUAAGGCACUAAAUAUGACUGUUUGGGCUACCUUAAGAGACGAACGAUUCAUUUCUGAUGAAGUCAAAUGUGAACAUGUGCAUAAUUUCAGGUGAGUUCGAGUAUUGAUUUGAGCCAAGGUGCUUUCCAAUCCAUUUUUUUACAUUCACACAACUUAUGACCUCAUUCCAUUGCCACUGUUGAACGUCAUGUGUUUUCAUGUUGUUUUCUUUGUUUUUUAGGAAUGAUGAAUAAUUAUUGUUUUAUGACCAUUCUAUGACUGUAAUAAUUCUAUGUAAUUAUGUAUUUAUUGAGACUGCCCCUAACCCCAUACUUUUGCAACAUACCCUAAUCUGACAUCCUUACUCCUCCCCUUAAAGCAUGCUUGAUACAUGGAUAAACCUCAUUUAGAGCAAUGGUUGCUUACAUUCAGUAAUAUUUUGAACUACCGUAUUUUCCAGCGUAUAAGACGACUUGGCGUAUAAGAGGACCCCCUACUUUUCCAGUUAAAAUCUAGGGUUUGGGCUGUAUACCAGCUCAUAAGACGAUCCCCGGCGUAUAAGACAAUGCCUGACUUUUGAAAAGAUUUUAAUGGGUUAAAAAGUCAUCUUAUACGCCGGAAAAUACGGUAAUCAAGCUGUACAAUCUAGAUAUUUUAAUGAAUAAAAAUGGUAACUAUAUUAUUGUCACCCUUAACCAGCACACUUUGUGAAUAAUAAUGGGAGAUAAUUAUCAGAUGAGUUUUCUUGAUUUGUAAAAUGCUUAACACAAUAACAAAAUAAAAGGUGACAUGUUGAUAUGAUAAAAUAUGCCAUUUAUUUCUAGGCCCAUUUCCCUUCUGCAUGAAAUGGUUUUAGAAGUGGACUACCUUGUAAAUAUCUUGCCCAGUACAAUGCAAACUAGAGGGCUUCUUAGUGGAGAGGUUCUCAAGUCAUGUGAAAAGAAGGUGACCAUAUAAUUAUAGGUUCCUGUUUUACCAAACUGAUAAAUUUACCACCAAUACAAUACAGAUGAUGCAUUUCAUAAAAAAUAAUUACAAAAUUAUAAGUACAUAGUCUCAUUUUUGCUUUCAGAAAACUGUCUUUAUUAACAUCGGACGAGGUGAUGUUGUGGAUGAUGAAAGUUUAGUUCAAGCUCUCAAGUAUGUUUUCUAAUGUCUAAAAGUUGGUUUUUUAGUCUAGAACCUGAAACUUUCAUGUCACAUUAUUGCCCUUUAAGUAGGAAAUAUAAAUGUUUUGGAAAAUAUCAAAUUAGCUGCACAAGAUAUUUUAGAAUUUGUUAGCUAAUAUUUUUAAGUUACAUGAAAAUUUACUUCAUAGAUUUUCAAAAAUUUCAAGUCAGUCUUACAAAUGUUAAUAAAGAAAAUUAAUUAAGUUGUGCAACUUUUUUCUUUAUUAAAACUGAAUUAAUCAUAUUUUAAGCAUAGGCCUACUUCAUUACGAACAAUCUCUUACAGUACUAUCUAAAGGUCUUAGAAACCCUAAACCACUCGGCCAUUUGAUAAAACAAAUUUUUGUGUCAUCUUCCUGCAUAAUUAUCUGUAUACCCAUAAAUGCAUACAAAUUGCAUGUUAUCCAUGUGAGAGUUAAAGCAUUAUGAGGCUUAUUCAUUGAUGCCCUGAGCACAUUUAUUACUUACAUAUAAAAUAAGAAAGCUCAGUUGGUAAUGAUGGACUUGUUUUUUUAUUUCUCUAGCCGUGGUUGGUUGGGGGGUGCGAUACUUGACGUGUUUAAUACAGAACCUCUGCCAAGCUCAAGUCCCCUGUGGAAGACGCCAGGCGUGACAAUAACACCUCAUGUUAGUGGGAUUACUGAUACCAACAAGGUUUGUGGGGUGGAUUUAAUAUUCAAUAGAAAUAUUUUUUUGACAUUGUUUAAUAAGUAUUGUCUGAAAUGGGAUUACACUUAAGUGUCCUAUACCUGCUGACAAAUACAAUUAUCAUAUUAUUUUAAAAUGCAUAAUUUUUUAUUUUUUUUUAAGUUCUUUGUUCCAUAAAAACCUGCCCCUAUUAGACCCUCUGACAAAUCAGGCCAAGACUUUAGGAAGAGAUAAUGUCUUUUUGAUUUGCAGGUAGAGUCUUGAUCAAUGGUGCAAGAAGAAAAAAGAAAUGAGAAAUAUAAAACUAUUUUAAGAAAGAAAAUAUGUCUAUAACUCUUUUGACAAGCUCGGUGGCCAUAUUAUGUUCUUAAUUAUUUUAAGCUGAAUUCUUCAGAAAUGUGCAUAGACGAAUCAAGUCUAAAAAAUAAUUUUGUCUGGGUAACUGGUAUUGGCUGGCUUGUAUGUUGCAGCUAAGUUAAUGAAGCAGCCAAAUAUAUUAUCUAUUUGGUAAAAUAUGUCAGUUUUAAACCAGGUUUUAUAUUAUAUUAGUUUAAAUUGUUAACCGCAUCAAAAUAUUACAGAUGCUGAAAAUAUAACAAAUGUAACAAAUUUUUAGUUUGGAACAUAAUCUUAUUUCUUAUCUUGUUAAGAGAUUUAAGCAAAUAGGAUAAACAAUGAUGACAGUGAUUGUCAAAAAUAAAAAUAAACAAAUAAAAUUAUUGAAAUCAUCCAGAGAUUUUAAAAACAAAUGAAUAUAUAUCUAUGAUAAGUAUUUUCAUAAACAAAUCUCUCUUAAUGAUUUUGAACCCAAUCUCAACAUCAUUAAUUUUUAUGAAAUUUCUUUUCUUAUCUCAGGCUGUGCAAACUUUUAUGACCAAUCUUCAGCUGUACAGGGCUGGUCAACCAAUGAUCAACAGAGUAGAUUUUAGGCGAGGCUAUUAAAACCAUUCCUGUUGUGUACCUGACUAUAACUACUUACACAGUGCUGCUAUAUCAUACUAAAAUAUGAUUGUUACCGGUAUAUAUUAUAUUAUAUAGAUUUAACUAUGAAAACAAUUGCAAUGAUAUUAAUUUUCAUAAGACGCUGCUUCUUAAAACGUCCCCAUAAAUUGGAUUAGAUGUAAUUUUGUUUUUUUUUUUUAUCAGAGAUUUUCCUUUCUGAAAAAUAUUAAUAAGACAUUUAAUAAUGGGAUUUCUUUUCAAAAAAAAGACUAAGCACUAAACAUUAUAUUUGCAUUAAAAAUUUUAAAAAAAAAACAGAAGUUUAUUUUAUUUUCCAUAAGUUACGAAGAUUGUCAUAAAAAAGCAGUUUAUUGGUAUCUUUCAUAUUAUAUUUUCUUGAAUUAUUGAAUAUGAUAACCAGAAAAUGUAACUAUUGAACAUACAGUUUUGGACCUCCUGCUGGUUAUUCAGAAUGUCAAAGUGGUAGUAUCUACAAAUUUGGCAAAUACUUUAUGGGGUCUUAAUUUUUCUAAAGUCACAUCUUGUCAGUUAUCCAGUAGUCGAGGUAAAAUUUUUUCAUCAUUUAGUGACUGUGUUCAUGGAAAAGACUUCUUACUCUGAAAUACUUCAUUUCUUACCUACUGCUCCAAAGUUGCUGCACUUUUUGACAACAUACAUAUAUGAUAUAUUAUGUAUUUCUGAUGAUAUUGUUCUAUAAUGCUAGACAUAAAGCCUCGACCAUUUCUUUAAGUAGUAAAUGACAAAUUUCUUGCUGUGUGUAUCCAUUGAUGCUAGACUAAGAGCAUAUAAAAUCUUAUCCCAUUUGUUGUCUUCUCUUCCAAACCCUGAGCUUGGUUGUGUAUUUAUGUUAUUACCAUUACGAUACACAGUGUUUAUGAUAAAAAAAAAUUGUUUUGCAAAUGUUAUUUAUUUCAGAUAUUACUUAAUUUUUUCAUCUCAGCGACCAUAAUUUAUGUUAUUAGUCAUUGUAUCCAGAUUGGAUCAUUCUUUUGUUAUCAAUUUGAGUUCUUGUACAAAAUUUGGAAUGAGAUUUUUUAAAUUUUUUUUUUAAGCAAUUUAAAUUUAUGAGUAACUUAUUUGUUAAACUUGUAAAUUAAAACUGCCAAAGCCACCUUAUUAUCUUCAGAAUGUAUUUAAGUUUUUACAAUUAAAUAUCAAUUUUUU
This is a messenger RNA of Lymnaea stagnalis (great pond snail), 6502 nucleotides long. Lineage: Eukaryota; Metazoa; Mollusca; Gastropoda; Lymnaeidae. The record is from the annotation of a GenBank genome assembly.